Molecule: messenger RNA, 1672 nt
Organism: Leopardus geoffroyi (Geoffroy's cat)
Lineage: Eukaryota; Metazoa; Chordata; Mammalia; Carnivora; Felidae
Gene: SLC48A1
Product: solute carrier family 48 member 1
Exons: 3
Coding region: 138-578 (146 amino acids)
Biological process (GO): heme transport
Cellular component (GO): lysosomal membrane; plasma membrane
Molecular function (GO): heme binding; heme transmembrane transporter activity
Source: RefSeq, a predicted model, not a curated record
GGCCGGGGGCGGAGCGCGGGGCGGCCGGCGGCUCCCGGCUCCCGGCUCCCGGCUCGCGCGGCUCGCCGCCCCGGCCCCGGCCCUGCACCUGUGACUGUCGCGGCGCUCGCCCUCCCCGCCCGGCGCCCGCGGCCCCCAUGGCCCCGUCCCGCCUGCAGCUCGGCCUCCGCGCCGCCUACUCCGGCCUCAGCUCCGCGGCCGGCUUCUCCAUCUUCCUCGUCUGGACCGUGGUGUACAGACAGCCAGGGACCGCGGCCAUGGGGGGGCUCGCAGGUGUGCUGGCGCUGUGGGUGCUGGUGACGCACGUGAUGUACAUGCAGGAUUACUGGAGGACCUGGCUCAAAGGGCUGCGUGGCUUCUUCUUCGUGGGCGUCCUCUUCUCGACAGUCUCCAUCGCCACUCUCUGCACCUUCCUGGUGCUGGCUGUCACCCGACACCAGAGCCUCACAGACCCCAACAGCUACUACCUCUCCUGCGUCUGGAGCUUCAUCUCCUUCAAGUGGGCCUUCCUGCUCAGCCUUUAUGCCCACCGCUACCGGGCUGACUUCGCCGACAUCAGCAUCCUCAGCGACUUCUGACCCGAGGGGUGAGGUUUCUGGACCCCGGAGGUCCUCAGGACCUGGACUCAGCCUCUGAGACACCAGACAGGCCUGCCACACCCCCCUGGAAACCCUAGAUCUGUGGCAGAAGAUGCACAGCAAGAGGACUGCGGUCUCCCCGGAAGCUGUCCUGCUCCCGUUGUGGGGGAGAUCCGGGUGCAGCGGAAAGGGGUCCUUCCUGCCAAGUUGCUCCUCCCCAGCCUGGCUGGAGGGCAGCUUUAGACCUUUUCAAAUGGAUCUAUUUUCUUAGCGCUCAGUGAGGAAUCUUCGCAAGGAGGGCCAGGGCAAUGAGUCAAGGGGUAGGGCAGUGAGCCGUGACCUAUGCCUGGGGGCACUCUCCCUCGGGCCAGGCUGGGAACCUGGGAGGUCAGGUCAAGUAAGGGAUCUCUAGUAGAGGCCUCUCAGGCCCCAGCCCCAACACCCCAUCCUGUUGUCCUUGAGAGUCAGGUAGCUUAACUCCUCAAUCCCAGGGAUGGCAAUACUUGACUCUCUUUUCCCAAGGCCUGGGGACCUGAGAGUUUAGUGUCCCUCAUCGCCCCAGAGCCGGUCUCCCAUGAGUGUGCUAGAACCAGUCAUCUUCGCCAUACCCUUUUACACAUACCGCCCUCCCCAAACAGGACUCCCUGAACGAGGCCAGACUAAGUGUCUGGGAAAGGUGCCCUGCCCCCAGAAGGGCUUUGGGGAAGGGGGCAGCAUGGUGCGGGCUGGAAGGAACCCCUCAGCUCCGUGCCCGGGCACCUCCAGCCCUACAUUUCCAUCCCUUCUCACGUGCAUUAUCCCUAGCCACGAGACACCCCACCGACCCUGCCCCUGCCCACUGCCCUUCACCUAGAGCUUUUGUCUUUUUUAAUCUCCUUUCUGAAGGACAACAUCUGCUUUUCUGCCUAUACACUGGCACAAGGGCUCACCUAACUCGGGAGGGAAGGAGCUAUUGUUACACAGAUCUUUUUUAUGUUAGGCUGCCACGUUGCACGGUCUACCCUCUCCCCACCUGAUGUGUCCUGCCCUUCAGCUCUUUGCCUUAUCUGUGUCACUGUCACUUUAGCAGAAAUACAGCAGCCAUUUGUAUCAGA